AUGGCAUCAACAUCUCAGAAUUCCGUGUUUGAAGCACCUCCACCAGCCCAGUCUAUAGGUGACGUGGAUAAGAAAAGUCCUGAAUCGCCGACAGUCUUUGCCCCCGACGACUCGACCUCUUCCGUCAGGCGCGGUAGUAUUGAACAACCCUACAGAACAUACAAGAUCCGUUGGUUCGGGCUUUUGGUGUUGACACUGCUCAAUAUCAUGGUCAGCUGGUCGUGGCUCACGUUCGCGCCUGUCACUUCCUCUACCGCUGAGUUCUACGGGACAGACGAGACAAUGGUGAACUGGCUAAGCAGCAUCUUCGUCUUUGCAAACUUCGCCAUGACUUUUGUAACCAUCAAACUCCUCGACUGGGGUCUUCGUCCAACUCUGAUCAGCGGCAGCGCACUUCUCCUAGUAGGCAACUGGGUUCGGUAUGCUGGAUCUUACUCUUCCGACGGUAACAAAGUUUCCGUCGUCGCUGUCGCUCAAGCGCUUUUGGGCAUGUCGCAGUCUCUUGUGCUAAGUGCCCCUACACGCUUCUCUGAAACGUGGUUCACGAGUAAAGGGCGUGUGGCGGCGACGGCUGUUAUGAGCCUUGCGAAUCCAACUGGUGCUGCGAUUGGAUCCAUACUUGUUCCGCUGUGGACGAAUGAACCGAGCGAUAUCUCUUCUGUGGUAUUAUACGUGGCCAUUAUUUCAUCGGCGGUCGCCAUCCCUGGCAUCUUUAUCCCUGGCAAGCCGCCAACUCCCCCAUCCGCAAUUCACCAUACCGAACGGCCCAAGGUCUUACCCUCAUUACGUAUACUGAUUCGGUCGUUGGAGUGUUACCUCAUCAUCAUCCCAUUCUGGGUUUACACUGGCCUUUUUGUCGCCACGACAUCCCUCAUCAAUCAGAUCGUCACGCCUUACGGGUUCUCAGACACAGAGGCCGGCAUUGGAGGCGGUCUCCUCAUCGUUCUAGGUCUCAUCUUCUCUGCCAUCACAGCUCCCAUCAUCGACCGAACCAAGAAGUUCAUCCUCGUCAUCAAAUGCGGAGUAGUAGUUGGUGGACUAUGCUACCUCGCGUUGGUAUGGGUCCCAAGUACAAAGGAUAUCGGUGCACUGUAUGCUGUUCUCUGCUGCAUCGGCAUAUCGUCACUCGCUAUCGUCCCUGUUGUUCUGGAAAUUCUCACCGAGUUCUCGUACCCCGCGGGCGCCGAGAUCACUAGCACUACUGCCUGGGCGGGCGGUCAGCUACUUGGAGGUUGCUUCAUUAUCCUCGGUAACGGUAUGAAGGCUGCUGAGAGUGCUGAGCCACCUCGCAACAUGAAGGACUUCACCAUCUUUCAGGCUGUGUUGGCAAUGGCGAUGAUACCUUUGCCCCUGAUGCUGGGGAUGUUUGGACGCAGUGAUCAAGUAGCUUUGAAACGCACGAAUGUGCACCAGAAUAUGUAA
Molecule: messenger RNA, 1422 nt
Organism: Fusarium mangiferae
Lineage: Eukaryota; Fungi; Ascomycota; Sordariomycetes; Hypocreales; Nectriaceae
Exons: 3
Coding region: 1-1422 (473 amino acids)
Biological process (GO): transmembrane transport
Cellular component (GO): membrane
Molecular function (GO): transmembrane transporter activity
Source: RefSeq, a predicted model, not a curated record